AGUAUUUAUACCAGCUGUCUCAUACACUGUAUUUUAUGUCGUCGGGUUAUUUAGUGUUUUGACGAACUGUUCUGUAGAAGCGUAUAUGCAUAUUACAUGACAGUAGCGUGUAUCUAGAUGCUGAGUGUAACUUUGUACUCUAAAAAUGGAAAGUACACGAUGCCAAAGUGUAUCGCGCAAAAGAUACUUUGCUUAAUAAACGAUGGAAGCGUAACGUGACGCUGAAGGGUUUGGUCCUGUUUGGCUCGGUUAAGUUUUAGCUUAUCUUUAGGGACUAUUACUAGUUGCAAACUUGUUCACCUUAGUAUUUGUGCAUACGAUCGCGUAUAUAGCUUGUUAUGUACAUAUAAGUCCUCCGGGUGCAUCCACUUUCCACGGAAUUAGACUCAACGUGAACUUGCAACGAACGUGUAAUUAGAUGCGAGAGGAAGAAGGGACAGCAGUAUGAAAGUGGCGAGUGGUUGGAGAGUGAAAAGGAAGAUAAGUGAAAUAGAAUAAGAUUGUCAGAGUGUGGAAGACAGACAGGAAUAAGAAGGAGACAAGGCGAGGCAUAAUCGUCGUGGGAAAUUACGACGCACGAUUUACGCUGGAUCCAUGAUCGUGGCAGAAUGGUGGAUCGCGAGAAAGCCCUCACGGUGGUGGUGCUCGCCCUGCUGAUCUAUCCGAAUCAGAAUUUUGGCGGCGCCUUUCAACCUGAGUUCUUAUCGCCUAUUGCCAAUCUGACGGUGGCACGUGGUCGCGAUGCUACGUUCACCUGUCUCGUGAGCCACCUUGGCGGAUACAGGGUCGGUUGGGUUAAGGCUGACACCAAAGCCAUUCAGGCCAUCCACGAUCACGUUAUAACGCAUAAUCCACGCGUUUCCGUGUCCCACGGUGACCAUUCGACCUGGAGCUUACACAUCAGGGGCGUUCAGCUGGAGGACGCCGGAGUUUACAUGUGUCAGAUUAACACGGAUCCAAUGAAAAGCCAGACGGGGACACUCUCGGUUCAGGUGCCACCUGAAUUUGUCGACGAGGAAACCUCCAGGGACGUCAUGAUCAGCGAGGGUGGUCAGGUAAAGUUGACUUGCCGUGCUCAGGGCAUACCGACGCCGCGCGUCAUGUGGCGCCGAGAGGGUGGAAGGGAAAUUAUAAUUCGCGAGGCGUUCGGCGCCAGUACUCUCGGCCAGAAAACACGUGGAAAAGCAGAUAAAAAUGUGCGAAUGGAAGUACGGAAGUGGAUGAGCGCCAAAUCGAUCCACGUGAGUUCCGUGGCGCAGUUUCAGGGUGAAAUCUUGAAACUGACUAAGAUCACAAGAGGCGAGAUGGGAGCUUAUUUGUGCAUCGCCAGCAAUGGCGUUCCGCCAUCUAUAAGUAAACGUAUCACGGUUAAUGUUCACUUUCCCCCGGUGAUUCACGUACCCAAUCAACUGGUUGGAGCACCCCUUGGAACUGAUGUGGCUCUGGAAUGUUUCGUGGAGGCCUUCCCCAAGUCGAUCAAUUAUUGGGUCAAGGAUAAUGGAGCUAUGAUCAUCUCCAGCUCGAGACACGAGGUUCAGGCACUGGCGAAUUCGACCUUCGAGGUCAGGAUGACGCUGACCAUACGCAAUCUUCAGAAACAGGAUGUCGGCUCUUAUAGGUGCGCUGCGAAAAAUUCUUUGGGCGAGGUCGAGAGCAGUAUUCGAUUGUACGAAAUUUCAAUGCCGCAAAAGGCCCAAACGGCGACGCGACCGAUAUUCUCGGACGAGGAGGAGGACGAGGGAUCGGCGUCGGAACCGGAAAUCGGAGAGAGCGGAAGUCGUUCGCCCUAUUCGUUGGACAAUACUGUACACGGACAUGUGGGUCAUCAUACGCCGUCGGCAUCGCCGGCUCUGAAGACUCUGAAGAAGAGGCCUCAGAAUUCAUUGACAUCAGCGGGAAUAGUAUCGAGAGUACGUGGAAACGCGAUUCUUGUUGUUUUCGCGAUUUUGUUUCGCUGGUAAAUCCGCCAGAUGGCGAUAAUGAAUUGGCACAGGGUUUUCAUAUCGAUAUUUUGCACUCGUCUGCCCAGGGUAUGUGGCAGAGGGUUGCGAAUGAAUUAAGAGGGAUGUAAAAUGGCAAAGGACGAAGAACACCAGUGUGAAUAUUUAUUUUUAUUUCUCUUUCUCUCUCUCUCUCGCUUGUGAUUCGUCGCCGUCUAACGGCAGUAGCAAGUGUCGCCGUCUGGCGGCGAAUCACGAGAAUUCUAAUUUUUGGGACCUACGGUCAGAUAUUGUUUGUCUUCGGUGGCGAUGUAUCGUCUUCCCUGAGUGGCUUACCAUUUCUAGUUGUAAUAAAAAUGUGUAUAAUGUU
Molecule: messenger RNA, 2310 nt
Organism: Cephus cinctus (wheat stem sawfly)
Lineage: Eukaryota; Metazoa; Arthropoda; Insecta; Hymenoptera; Cephidae
Product: lachesin
Exons: 11
Coding region: 609-1961 (450 amino acids)
Cellular component (GO): neuron projection
Source: RefSeq, a predicted model, not a curated record